AUGGCCGCCACUAGUUACCUGAAAGAUUCAUCACCAUCAUCAGUUGUAGUAGUGAUGGUUCCAUACCUAUCUCAAAGCCACCUCAACCAACUCCUCCAACUCGCUCAUCUCAUUUCCUCGUACCACAUUCCAGUGCACUACGUUAGCUCAACUCUCCACACUUCCCAAGUCAAGUCUCGAUCCUUAAACCCUCUUCAACAAUUAACAAAAAUCCAUUUCCAUGACUUCCCAUUAAUCCCAACUCUGUCCUCCUCACCACCCAACCCAGGCGCCGGCUCUGGCGGCACAUUGUUACCUUGUGAAGCCACCAAGUUCAUCCGCGAACCUGUCGCCGCUCUUCUCAGAUCACUCUCUUCAAACAUCAAACGACUUGUCGUUGUUCACGAUGUAUUGAUGACUUCAAUUGUCAAUUGCGUCGUUUCUCUACCGAACGUAGAAGCCUAUUCUAUCAGUUGCGCCUCUGUUUUUUCAUUUUUCACCAACACUUUUGCUGCCAUGGGACGAAAUGACAUUAUCCCAAUAAAGAAUUUUCCUCCUCUGGAGUCUUGUUACUCAUCUGUGUUCUUAGAUUUUAUAAAGACUGAGAUGCAAGAAAUGAAAAGUCAAGCUGGACAUCUCUACAAUACUUGUAGAGCUAUUGAGGGAACAUUUCUUGAUCAUCUAGUCAAUGGUUUAAUCAAUGUUAAUCAAGGAGAUAAGAAGAAGAAUAAGAAGACGUGGGCAGUGGGGCCUUUGCACCAAAUGGCAAUCUCUAAGAAGUUCAGGGAUGAAGACCAAUGGCUAUUGGAGUGGCUGGACAAACAAGAGCAAAACAGUGUACUGUAUAUCUCUUUUGGUACUACUACUUCUUUCUCUGAAGAACAGAUCGAAGAAAUUACUGUUGGUUUGGAGCAGAGUGGAGUGAAGUUUAUCUGGGUUUUAAAAGAUGGAGAUAAGAUACAUAGUUUUGACAAUGAGAAACAAGUUAAGAGAGCUGAACUUCCAAAUGGGUUUGAGGAAAGAAUGAGGGAGAAAGGAAUAGGAAUGGUGGUGAGGGAAUGGGUUUCUCAAGUAGAGAUUUUAGGUCACAAAGCCACAGGUGGAUUUAUGAGUCAUUGUGGAUGGAACUCUUGCAUGGAGAGCAUAAGUAUGGAAGUACCUGUGGUAGCAUGGCCAAUGAAUUAUGAUCAGCCUUUGAAUGCUUUAUUGCUCACAGAAGUGCUCAAAGUGGGUGUGGCUGUUUUGGAAUGGAAGCAGACUGGUGAGUUGGUGACUUCAUCAAUGAUUAGUACAUCAGUGAAGACAUUAAUGUUCUCAGAGGAAGGUGGUGACAUCAGGAAGAGGAUUGGGGAGUUGGGUGCAGAGGUACGAAACUCUGUAGCUGAAGGAGGAGUCACUCGUAUGGAAUGGGAUUCAUUCAUUGCACAUAUCACUAGGUAG
Cannabis sativa is the source of this 1419-nucleotide messenger RNA. RefSeq names its product zeatin O-xylosyltransferase-like. The coding region runs from base 1 to 1419 and encodes 472 amino acids. The transcript has a single exon. Gene Ontology annotation, molecular function: UDP-glycosyltransferase activity. The record is from RefSeq and is a predicted model, not a curated record. NCBI's taxonomy places the organism in Eukaryota, Viridiplantae, Streptophyta, Magnoliopsida, Rosales, Cannabaceae.